GAGUCUACGGAGCAAUGCGCGGCCACGUCCACCACUUGAAUCUAUUAGUGCUAAGUGCCGGCCUGUUGGUCCUGCUGGCGAAAUCGGGGACCACGGCCACGGAGCAGGCCGCACCCCAGGCGAAUCCGGAUGUGGAUGUACAGCAACUGACUCUGGCGGAUGUAAAUCAGGCAACGGAGCAGCAGGAGAUGCCGGCUGUGCGCCUGGCCAGGCAAUUUUACGGCGGCCGUAGAGGCUUUGGCGGCGGCGGAUUCGGCAGAGGAGGCUUCGGCAGAGGCAGGGGCGGAUUCUGCUGUGGCGGCGGCUAUGGAGGAUUCCGGCGACCCGGUUUCGGUGGUGGCUUCGGUCGAUUCUACCCGCCACCACCGCCGCCGCCCUUCUUUGGCGGCCCCUUCUAUGGCUAAGUGUUAUUCAUUUAAUGUGCAUAUGUGAUACGAUCAGACCUGGAUUAGCUGCGAAUAAAUCAACACGAGCUGCUGCUCUAAUUACCCCACCAA
Molecule: messenger RNA, 497 nt
Organism: Drosophila kikkawai
Lineage: Eukaryota; Metazoa; Arthropoda; Insecta; Diptera; Drosophilidae
Product: heterogeneous nuclear ribonucleoproteins A2/B1
Source: RefSeq, a predicted model, not a curated record